CUGCGUUUUGUUACUCCUGCACAUAACCAGGGGAACAAAAAUAACCCUCUUAUUUGGAUAUUACUUGGAAGUCCGUGAUAAAGCAAAGACACUCACGACCGAGGACUGAGGCUGUAAUGUGAAAUGACAGCUUAAUGAAUAUUCUGGAUGAGGUCCUUGGAAGAAUCGGCUUGAUCCCAUCAGUAAUUCAAAGCAUAGUUCUAAUCUAUUGACCCACUUGACCAAAACGAUUGUACACGCUCAUAUGACCAGGAAAGCCAAUGUUUUGAUUACUCAAUGCCCUUUGGACUUCUUGACUUUCCCUCUGUUGCGAAUAGGUGGGGCCGCUUAUCUCUGUUUCCUGCGUAAUUUCACAAUAACUGCCCGACCUUUUCCCCAACAUGGAUGAAAAGAUCCAAAGCCUAGAUUGGAAAGUGGACAGUAUUAGUUCACUGCCGCAUAUUGUUCGGUCACCGGUCUAUUCUCUUCAAAUCACAUAUGUUCACCGAGUGCAUUGUCGUUUGAUCCUCGACUAUCACUCGCCAGCGUGGUUUCUUCAUCUGGAAAUCCUCGGUAAAUUCUCGGGUCAAAUCACCCUUUGUGCCUCUUUGCAAUGUAAUGAUUUUCGACAAACUCGGACCCGAAAGACCAAUUCAUUGACCAAGUCAUCCACAAUCCAGCCAUCUUCAUCAAACUCAAUGUGUUUGGUGAGCCUUCGUGUUCACCCACGUUUCCAUCAGCAGUGGAUCGAAUUUUAAGUCCUAGCUUGGCACAUGACAUGUGGCAAGCAUUUGAGAAUGGGACAGGUGCAAAUUUGACGCUCGUGUGCCUUAAUGAGGAGGAAGAAUUGGAGCACAUUGAUGUCCAACGAGGGAUUUUGGAGGCUGCCAGUCCCGUCUUUCAGGCCAUGUUUAAGCACGAAGGCUUCUUGGAGAAGCAAAGUGGAUCCGUUAAAAUUCGAGAGAUCCAUCCGGAAGUGCUAAAAAGUGUUUUGCGCUAUCUAUAUACGGGCAUACUUUCCAAUGAUACCAACGUUCCGAUCCAAGAGGUCUUGAUUGCAGCGGAUCGGUUUCAGGUCGAGCAUUUGAAAAUCUUGUGCGAGGAGAAGCUUUGCCGAAAUUUAGACCAUGAAAAAGUUCUAGAUUUGGCCUUCUUGGCCCAGGAUUACCACGCCAAAUAUGCUUUGGAUUAUGCCAUCCAAGGGAUCAUCCAUAAUUUUCCUCAUGUCAUUCAAGAAGCGAAGUGGAAAGUUUUAACAAAGAAGUAUCCAGAAUUAUUGUGGCACAUUCACCAAGGAUUGGCUGCAAAGUUAUUGGACAUAGAAAAAAAUGAGCAAUUCACCUACUAGAGAUUAUGAGGUCGGUCUGUCUGUCAUUUGAAUGAUCAUUUUAACGUGGUGCCAAGGGCUAUCUCUUUCAGAUAA
Tigriopus californicus is the source of this 1402-nucleotide messenger RNA. Its product is annotated as speckle-type POZ protein-like. Gene Ontology annotation, molecular function: ubiquitin protein ligase binding. Lineage: Eukaryota; Metazoa; Arthropoda; Copepoda; Harpacticoida; Harpacticidae. Gene Ontology annotation, biological process: regulation of proteolysis; proteasome-mediated ubiquitin-dependent protein catabolic process. Gene Ontology annotation, cellular component: cytoplasm. The record is from RefSeq and is a predicted model, not a curated record.